Molecule: messenger RNA, 1297 nt
Organism: Teleopsis dalmanni
Lineage: Eukaryota; Metazoa; Arthropoda; Insecta; Diptera; Diopsidae
Product: protein grainyhead-like
Exons: 7
Coding region: 1-1098 (365 amino acids)
Biological process (GO): regulation of transcription by RNA polymerase II
Cellular component (GO): nucleus
Molecular function (GO): RNA polymerase II cis-regulatory region sequence-specific DNA binding; DNA-binding transcription activator activity, RNA polymerase II-specific
Source: RefSeq, a predicted model, not a curated record
AUGUCUACAAUAAAUAUAGCCGUGCAAUGCCUAAGUACAGAUUUUAGCAGCCAGAAAGGUGUCAAGGGUCUUCCACUACACAUACAAAUUGACACAUUCGAAGAUCCCAGAGAUGCGCAAGUCUUUCACCGAGGCUAUUGUCAAAUAAAGGUCUUUUGCGAUAAGGGUGCUGAACGUAAGACACGUGAUGAAGAACGACGUGCAGCCAAACGAAAAAUGACAGCCACUGGACGCAAGAAGUUAGAUGAAUUAUAUCAUCCGGUCACAGAUCGUUCAGAAUUUUAUACCAUGCAAGAUACCGCAAAACCACCUGUACUCUUUUCACCAGCCGAUGAUAUGGAAAAGGUAAGAAUUCAGUUGAAUUCAUCCUCAUCCAUGCACAAAGAACCAUUCACAAAUCCAUUGUCUUCAUCUAUUAAAUUACAAAAUCAAUCACAACCUCAACCAUUACCAUUAACACCAUCAUCUACAUCAUCAUCAUAUGAUAUUAACCCAACAACACACAAUCAAACACAUAUUCCAUUACAACAUGCACAACAAUAUAAUGAUGCAACGCUAAUGGACUUAUCUCAACAGAGUUUUUAUGGCCAUGAGACUGAUUCGCUGUCGGGUACGCCAGAUCUAAAAGGCGCUUCACCGUUUUUGCUGCAUGGCCAAAAGGUUGCCACACCAACGCUCAAAUUUCAUAAUCAUUUUCCACCUGAUGUGCAGACUGAUAAAAAGGAUCACAUUUUGGAACAAAGUUUGGUUGCCGGUGCCAUGGGUGAAUUUGGACCACCACUGAAAAGAGGUCGAAUGACACCACCAACCAGCGAACGUGUUAUGUUGUAUGUUCGGCAAGAGAAUGAAGAUGUCUAUACACCAUUACAUGUCGUUCCACCCACCACAAUGGGUCUCUUAAAUGCGAUUGAAAAUAAAUACAAAAUCUCCACAACGAGUAUAAAUAACAUUUAUCGUACAAAUAAAAAAGGGAUUACUGCGAAAAUUGAUGAUGAUAUGAUUUCUUACUACUGCAACGAAGAUAUUUUCUUAUUGGAAGUGCAGCAGAUUGAAGAUGAAUUAUAUGAUAUUACAUUAGCAGAGCUUCCCAACCAUUGAUAGGAUGAAUUGUUGUCUUAAACAUAAUCGCCAGCGUACUUAAUCUAAAUAAUUUAUAUAUAUAUGAGAUACAAUUUUAACAACUUAUAGAGAAGUACAACAACAAUGCACAACAAGUGGACACAAAUGAAAUUUUUAUAUAUUUUUUAUAUAGUUUUAUAUGCGAAUAGUUCAGAGAGAUUCUUUAAGUUUAAUUUAA